GAGGGGCUGUGGCUGAUGCUGCUGCUAGCCUGUAUCCAAGGGGCCAGACAGACAGAGAAGGACACAGACAGCCUGAAAAUUGGGACCACACAGGCACCACCAUCAUCAUCUCAACACUGAUCUGGAGGAGGGAGCAGCAUUGUGAGGAUCUGAGCUAAUCUCUGGUGAGGAACACAGACACAUUGGAAACAUGACCCUAGCAGCGUACAAAGAGAAGUUGAAAGAGCUCCCCCUGGUGUCUCUGUUCUGCUCCUGCAUCAACCCUCAGACCAUCGACUGUAAGCCCAUAUACAAAGCAGAAGAUGCGGUGGAUCUGGGCUGGUGUGUGAUAAAGGACGUAGAGGUGAUAGAGUUGAACAAACGUGCGUCGGGCCAGGCCUUCGAGGUCAUCCUGAAGCCCCCGUCGUUCGAUGGCGUCCCAGAGCUCAACGUUACCAUGCCCCAACGCAGGGAACUCUCCAUGGAGGAGAUCCAGAAUAAACUAGAGGCUGCAGAGGAGAGGAGGAAGUGCCAGGAGGCUGAGCUGCUGAAGCACCUGGCAGAGAAGAGAGAGCACGAGAGAGAGGUGAUCCAGAAGGCCUUUGAGGAGAACAACAACUUCAUCAAGAACUCCAAGGAGAAGCUGGAGCAGAAGAUGGAGGCCAACAAGGAGAACAGAGAGGCUCUGCUGGCGGCCAUGUUGGAACGGCUGCAGGAGAAGGACAAACAUGCAGAAGAGGUGAGGAAAAAGGUACUAGCCUUGGCAGAUGUGGUGGAUCUGGGCUGGUGUGUGAUAAAGGACGUAGAGGUGAUAGAGUUGAACAAGCGUGCGUCGGGCCAGGCCUUCGAGGUCAUCCUGAAGCCUCCGUCGUUCGAUGGCGUCCCAGAGCUCAACGUUACCAUGCCCCAACGCAGGGAACUCUCCGUGGAGGAGAUCCAGAAGAAACUAGAGGGUGCAGAGGAGAGGAGGAAGUGCCAGGAGGCUGAGCUGCUGAAGCACCUGGCAGAGAAGAGAGAGCACGAGAGAGAGGUGAUCCAGAAGGCCUUUGAGGACAACAACAACUUCAUCAAGAACGUCAAGGAGAAGCUGGAGCACAAAAUGGAGGCCAACAAGAAGAACAGAGAGGCUCUGCUGGCGGCCAUGUUGGAACGACUGCAGGAGAAGGAAGAACACGCAUUAGAGGUGAGGAAGAAAAAAGAACUGAAGGAGGAGGCCUGCCAUUAGACGAGCGGAAAGAUAGAGGGAGAGAGAACGGAGGAGUGGUUUUGUGUCAUUAAAAAAAAACAAGAGAUCAAGACAAUGAGGGGGAAAAAAAGAAAACCAAAAACUGCCCCA
This is a messenger RNA of Oncorhynchus mykiss (rainbow trout), 1315 nucleotides long. It is a transcript of the gene stmn4, whose product is annotated as stathmin-like 4. The record is from RefSeq and is a predicted model, not a curated record. Gene Ontology annotation, molecular function: tubulin binding. Gene Ontology annotation, biological process: regulation of microtubule polymerization or depolymerization; neuron projection development; microtubule depolymerization. Gene Ontology annotation, cellular component: cytoplasm; neuron projection. Lineage: Eukaryota; Metazoa; Chordata; Actinopteri; Salmoniformes; Salmonidae.